AUGUCUGAACUCAAGGACUUCGACCGGAUGUUCCGCCUUGAUGGCAAGGUAGCGUUAAUAACGGGUGGAUCGAGAGGACUUGGGCUUCAUGCAGCGACUGCGUUCCUCUUGGCAGGUGCAAAAAAGGUCUUUAUCUCUGCGCGUAAAAAUGAAGGGGAACAAGGCAUCGACCAAGCCGUUGAGAAACUCAACAAAUUGCCUGUCUCAGGAGUUGCAGUUGGAAUUGCAGCCAAUGUCGCCGACACCGAAGACAUUGAGAGAUUGGUGAAGGAGAUCAGCAAAACGGAUCAACAGUUGGAUAUCCUUGUUGCCAACGCGGGCGCAACGUACGGCGGACCGUUUGAUACAACGCCAGAUUGGUCAAGUAAGAAGGUUUUGGACCUCAAUGUCCGCGGGGUAUUUAAUCUGGCAAGGCUCUUCGCACCUCUCCUAGAACGCGCUGGCACUCAUGCCUCGCCUUCUCGCAUAAUCAUCGUCUCUUCUACAGCUGGAACGACCGUACCUCACGUAGGCGACAACGGCACAAUCAUGUAUAGUGCUUCCAAAGCAGCCGCGAACCAUCUAUCGCGACAGCUAGCGAUUGAGUUGGGCCCAAGAAACAUCACGACAAAUACCGUCGCACCUGGCUUCUUCCCUUCCAAGCUUGCUAAUGGCCUGAUCAAAAACCUCGGAGGACAGGAGGAGCUAGAGCAGAGUAACCCGCGAAAGCGGCUGGGAGAACCAAACGACAUUGCUGGAGUGAUGGUGUUUCUGUGCAGCCCAGCAGGAGCGUACAUUAACGGAGAAGACAUUGCCGUAGACGGCGGCAUGAGACUUGCAAGCGGAAGACAUUCAAAGAUAUAA
Messenger RNA from Exserohilum turcica Et28A, 843 nucleotides. RefSeq lists its product as uncharacterized. The coding region runs from base 1 to 843 and encodes 280 amino acids. NCBI's taxonomy places the organism in Eukaryota, Fungi, Ascomycota, Dothideomycetes, Pleosporales, Pleosporaceae. The record is from RefSeq and is a predicted model, not a curated record. The transcript is spliced from 3 exons.